CAGACACAGAGCGGGAGACCGCGCGGAGCUCAGGGCAGCUCCGGAGCAUCGCGGCGUCCCUGGCAGCGUCCCUGGCAGCAUUUGGCUGCCGGGUGUGAACCAGGGAACCACGCUUCGGACGACUGUACACCUUCGCGUGGGGGGACCUGUGCUUGUCUCAGACCUGCAGGGUCGUGUCUGGGGGUGGUUCCUGAUCUCUCAUUAUAGCGCCUGCUGACACUGAAAAGGAGGACUUGAGUCUGGCAAAGGUCGAGACAGAAAGGGUAGGGAAGGAAAGAGGAAAGAAAAGCAGCGGAGGCCGAAAGCGAAGGAACUAGUGUAGACCUCCCGAGCAAUUAAGAGGAGGGCUGGACUGCCCACGGAGGUGCGGAGCAAGGAACAGCAGAAGCGGUUCUGUCCGUGGAGCUGAGUCUUCUUGCACCUCGGGUCACGCCUCCUUGGCGAGAAGACCUCUCGCCUUUGAUUGCUUCCAGUUACUACAGAACUUCCUUCCCUGGUGGAGAAAGUGGGUCUUGCUUGGGUCGCGCUUGCUCCUGGUUCGAGGCGUGAGACUGAGUUCACACAGUGCUGGGCCCCACAGCCAAGUGGGGUUGGGGGAACUGCCUGCGAGCUUCCGCGGCCCGAGUGAGUGGCCCGUGUUGGGGUCCUUCCUCCCUUUGCAUUAGCAUCCCUCGGGCUCUGCACCUCCCCAGGGACCCCUCGCUGGGAGAUGGCCGCAUCGAUGCGGGGCAAGGACUCGUCCCGUUGCCUGCUCCUACUGGCCGCGGUGCUGAUGGUGGAGAGCUCACAGCUCAGCAGUUCGCGGGCCAAACUCAACUCCAUCAAGUCCUCUCUGGGCGGGGAGACGCCUUUACAGGCCGCCAAUCGAUCUGCGGGCACAUACCAAGGACUGGCUUUCGGCGGCAGUAAGAAGGGCAAAAACCUGGGGCAGGCCUACCCUUGCAGCAGUGAUAAGGAAUGUGAAGUUGGAAGAUACUGCCACAGUCCCCACCAAGGAUCAUCGGCCUGCAUGGUGUGCCGCAGGAAAAAGAAGCGCUGCCAUAGAGAUGGCAUGUGUUGUCCUGGUACCCGCUGCAAUAACGGCAUCUGCAUCCCAGUCACUGAGAGCAUCUUAACCCCUCACAUCCCAGCUCUGGAUGGCACUCGGCACAGAGAUCGAAACCAUGGUCAUUACUCAAACCACGACUUGGGAUGGCAGAAUCUAGGACGACCACACACUAAGAUGUCACAUAUAAAAGGGCAUGAAGGAGAUCCCUGCCUACGAUCAUCAGACUGCAUUGAAGGGUUUUGCUGUGCUCGUCACUUCUGGACCAAAAUCUGCAAGCCAGUGCUCCAUCAGGGGGAAGUCUGUACUAAGCAGCGCAAGAAGGGCUCUCAUGGCCUGGAAAUCUUCCAGCGGUGUGACUGUGCAAAGGGCCUAUCUUGUAAAGUAUGGAAAGAUGCCACCUACUCCUCCAAAGCCAGACUCCACGUGUGUCAGAAAAUAUGAUCUCUUCAGAGGAAAUGCAUCAUGAGCAGACUGUGAAUCUGUGCAUUUAAUGCAUCAUGGCAUGGUGGAAAAUAGGAUUUGGAUCUCAGAAGAAUGGCUAAUGUAAGGCUUGUGAUAAAAAUAUAAGUCACAGAGUAAGAGAAAGAAGAGAACCGAGUUGAUUGGAAAGGGUGACAAUACAACCAGUGUGUUUCCAUUAUGCCGUUUGUUUAUGUAAAUAUGUACACACUUGUGAAAAUGCAGUUACUGAAAAAAAGCACAGUGAAAGUUACUGACAAAUACCAUGUGACUUUUGAAGAUUUUAGGUUGUGCUAGAGGAUCGGUUUCCUUCUGAUUGGUGAUUGUCUACAAAAUAACCUAAAAGCCAUAUUUCUGUUCAAAGUUAUAGUUUAACAAAAUACUCCCAUUAUAUCUUGUAUACAAUAAGGUCUAAAACAUUAAAAAAUUGUUAAAUAGGAAAUGAAAAAACGAGCAGAGUUAAGUCACAACAUGGAAUCACCUUUUAAUUUGAACAUUACUACUAUCCAAUUAAAGGCCUUGGUGGACAAGGAUAAAAGCAGUUGAUAUUUUCCAAAUUAUUUCAAAAUAAUUGCAGGUCUCUUAUCAAGGCCUUUACAAAAGAAAAAAAAUAACUUGUCUUUCCUCAAACUGCUUACUUAUAUUUUCCAGCAUUUACUUCCACGUAUACUUACUAAAAACCAAUAUAACAAGACAAAAGUAGACCAUUCAGAUUCUCAAGGAAUAACAUUGCAUCUGUCUAGAUCGUAUCUGAGUCCUACCAUGAAUAUAUUUUAUUUUCCCAUCUCUUCCCAUUAGUCAUGAAAAGCACAGAGCAAAAUUUCACAUACUGCAAAUCUUUUUAAGAUAUCCAAAAUACAUGGGCAAAAAGCUAAUAGAGAGAUCAUUACUUCCUAAAGCUUUGACAUGCCCCAUGUUGCAUAGCAUUAUACUGGUAAACACCUUGCUCUUCACAUACUCUGCGGUACAACAGGGUGAAGCUGACCAUACAGACUGGAGUUGUGUUGGUCCUGCACUGAAGCCAGCAGGGAAAUGGGCAAAACUUUGUCAAGUAUCCAGGUUUGGACCACUCAUAGAUAUGUCAGAAGCACAAGAUGACCUUUUAUAUUUGAGUCCCAGUGUUGCACAACCUAAAUGGAAGUUUUCUAUGGGAUUUGCUAUCUCAAAUAUUUACCACACAGAGGAGCACAGUGUGAGGUCAAUACUUGACCCAAAAGUACAUAUUUUAUACCUUUGAGGUCCUAAAAUAAUAUGAGGAGUUCCCACAAAAUGGACUCCCAAGACAGAUAGUACAUAGUAAAUGUUCAUUGCCCUCAAUCAGUGUCCAACUGGCCAGUGCCAACGUCUGAUUUUUCUGCACCAACCAUUCUGUACAACAGCUUUUUAUAUUUUUAUUAUUGUUUUGCCAAAGAUAUAGUUUCUGUUUUCUGCAUCCAUUGAGAUGAAAAAAUAUAUAAGUGGAAUAACUUGUAAAAUCUACAUAUUGCUAACCUAUAAAAACCACAAGUUCUUCAUUCUUUGAAACCAUUUUAUUACCUUUUCUACUUUACUCACUUCUAAAUAUUAUGUCUAGAGCAUAAGGCAAAAAAGUUAUAGCUGUUAUUUUUGACCUUUCCUUUUAUAGACUAAAAGUCUUAAUUUUCUUUUACUUAACCCUCAUUUUCAGUCUCAAAUUCAAGUUCUUCCAGUAGAAAUUGAACCCAAACCUGCAUGUCUGUUAAGAAUUUCAGCUUUCCACACACAUUUACUAGAAUAAUUAAGAUUUACAUUUAUCUCACAUGUCUGAAAAAAACAGAAAAAUUUCAACGAAUCUAUUAAAAAACCAAAGUCUGUACAAACAGGAUUCUAUAAGCUUG
Phyllostomus discolor (pale spear-nosed bat) is the source of this 3363-nucleotide messenger RNA. It is a transcript of the gene DKK2, whose product is annotated as dickkopf WNT signaling pathway inhibitor 2. Gene Ontology annotation, biological process: multicellular organism development; negative regulation of canonical Wnt signaling pathway. Lineage: Eukaryota; Metazoa; Chordata; Mammalia; Chiroptera; Phyllostomidae. The record is from RefSeq and is a predicted model, not a curated record. The transcript is spliced from 4 exons. Gene Ontology annotation, molecular function: receptor antagonist activity; co-receptor binding. Bases 710 to 1489 code for a protein of 259 amino acids. Gene Ontology annotation, cellular component: extracellular region.